AUGCCAGGAAUGUCAGGGUGCCUGGGCCAUCUAACGCCCUCGGAAGAGCGUAAGUUGCAGCAAGCUUGGGCCUAUCUAAUCCGCCUUGGCGCUUCCAGCGCUUCCAAGUCGCUCCUUGAGGGCAAUGAGGCAGACACCUCUGAAGAUUCCAAAGAGUUUAUACGUCACCUCAACCCAGCCACUCUUGGCGACUUCAGCAAGUUCCUGUGGCGGUGCAUUUGCAUUGAACAUCCGGACACCUUAGUUCUUCGAUUCCUCCGUGCACGAAAAUGGGACGUCGAGAAAGGUGUGGCUAUGCUCGUGUCCGCUGUGAGCUGGCGCCAGGAGGCACGCAUUGAAGAGGAUAUUGUCCAACAAGGGGAGGCUGUUGGCCUGAAGGAAUCGCCAUCUAUUGAGGAAAAGGGUUUCAUAGACCAGUAUCGGAGUGGAAAGAGCUUUGUCAGAGGCGUUGACCGGGAAGGACGCCCAGUCUUCACAGUGACAGUCCGGCUGCAUGAUCCGCACAAGCAACCGAGCAAGUCCUUGGAAAUGUACAUUCUCCACACCUUUGAGAGCAUGCGCAUGUUGGUCCAGCCUUCCAAUGACAAGGCUUGCAUCAUCUUCAAUAUGACCGGCUUUGGAUUGCGGAACAUGGACUUGCAUGUUUUAAAAUUCCUUACCACCGUUUUCGAAGCGAGGUAUCCCGAAACAUUAGGAGUCGUUCUGAUCCAUAAUGCCCCUUUCGUAUUUUGGGGGGUUUGGAGAGCCGUGAAAGGCUGGAUGGACCCAGUUGUCGCAAACAAGAUUCAUUUUACGCGCACCAAGGCUGACCUGGAGCGAUUCAUUGCUCUCGGGAACCUCUCCAGCGAAUUGGGGGGAGAAGAUGUGUGGGAGUAUAAGUAUAUCGAUCCCAUUCCUGGAGAGAAUGACCACAUGGAUCAGGUUGAGGAGAGAGAUAGGAUUCAAGGGGAACGAGAUCGACUGGCAUAUGACUUUGAACGGCUGACUUUGGAGUGGAUGGCGUAUGAUCCCUUAUCUGACGCUGGCAAAGAAAAACAAGCCCUGCGUGAUCGCGUUGCUGAUGAAAUACGGGAAAAUUAUUGGCGGCUUGACCCCUAUCUCCGCGCAAGGAAUUACUAUCACAGGGCCGGGGUCGUUGACGAGGACGGCCGUGUUGAUUAUCAAGCCGCUAUGUAG
Molecule: messenger RNA, 1176 nt
Organism: Clonostachys byssicola
Lineage: Eukaryota; Fungi; Ascomycota; Sordariomycetes; Hypocreales; Bionectriaceae
Source: the annotation of a GenBank genome assembly